This is a messenger RNA of Raphanus sativus (radish), 1991 nucleotides long. Its product is annotated as MLO-like protein 6. The record is from RefSeq and is a predicted model, not a curated record. The transcript has 14 exons. Gene Ontology annotation, biological process: defense response. Lineage: Eukaryota; Viridiplantae; Streptophyta; Magnoliopsida; Brassicales; Brassicaceae. Bases 165 to 1925 code for a protein of 586 amino acids. Gene Ontology annotation, cellular component: membrane.
CAAAUAAACAAAAAAAAAGAGAGAGAGGAAGAUGGCAAACAAUAUAAAACACAGAUAAAACUGCGUUUAUUAAUUUUAUAUUUUGUGGAAAUGAUAGUAUAUUAGAUGGGGUUUGAGGGGGAGAAAACUUUCAAAAGGAAAGCUAUUUUCUUCUGUGAGUUCUAAUGGCGGUUAAGGUGGACGAAAAAACGCUACAGCAGACUUCUACGUGGGCGGUCGCUGUGGUUUGCUUCUUCUUGCUUCUAAUUUCGAUUGUCAUUGAGAAACUGAUUCACAAACUUGGAACCUGGUUAAAAAAGAAGAACAAAAAGGCUCAGUAUGAAGCUCUUGAAAAGGUGAAAGCAGAGCUUAUGCUGAUGGGAUUCAUAUCAUUACUGCUGACAAUUGGACAAAAUUACAUAUCGCAAAUUUGUAUCCCCAAGAGCAUCGCAGCAUCAAUGCACCCUUGCAGUGCAUCCGAAGAGGCAAAAAAGUAUCCACCUAAGAUAAAAGAUACUGGAAAAGACCAAGGACAAGAAGAAAACUCUGGUCGAAAGCUUCUGGAGUUGGUCGACUCUUUCAUUCCUCGAAGGAGUUUGGCAACCAAAGGUUAUGACAAGUGUGCAGAGAAGGGAAAAGUGGCUUUUGUAUCGUCUUAUGCGAUGCAUCAGCUGCAUAUAUUCAUCUUUGUUCUCGCGUUGUUUCAUGUAAUCUACUGCAUUGUCACUUAUGCUUUCGGCAAGACCAAGAUGCGAAGAUGGAAGAAGUGGGAAGAGGAGACAAAGACAAUUGAAUAUCAGUAUUCUCACGAUCCUGAGAGGUUUAGGUUUGCCAGAGAUACAUCUUUCGGGCGUAGACAUCUGAAUUUCUGGAGCAAAUCAACUAUUACACUGUGGAUUAUAUGUUUCUUUAGACAGUUCUUUGGAUCUGUGACCAAAGUUGAUUACUUAACACUAAGACAUGGAUUCAUCAUGACCCAUUUGGCUCCAGGGAGUGAUGCGAGGUUCGAUUUCCGGAAGUACAUUCAGAGAUCAUUAGACGAAGACUUCAAAACCAUCGUCGAAAUUAGUCCUGUGAUUUGGUUCGCCGCCGUGCUGUUUCUCCUGACCAACACAAAUGGAUUGCAUUCAUUCCUCUGGCAGCCAUUCAUUCCACUAGUUGUUAUUCUUAUAGUUGGGACAAAACUUCAAGUGAUAAUAACAAGACUUGGACUUAUCAUCCAAGAGAAAGGAGAGAUAGUGAAGGGCAUGCCGCUUGUUCAGCCCGGUGAUCACCUCUUCUGGUUCGGUCGCCAACGUUUCAUUCUCUUCCUCAUUCACUUAGUCCUUUUCACGAAUGCGUUUCAACUAGCUUUUUUUGUCUGGACAACGUAUGAGUUCCAGCUCAAGAACUGUUACCACAAAACCAUUGUAGAUGUGGUCACCAGAAUUUCAGUUGGAGUUAUUGUACAAAUUCUUUGCAGCUACGUUACUCUUCCUCUUUACGCUCUAGUGACCCAGAUGGGUUCGAAGAUGAAACCUACAGUGUUCAACGAGAGUAUAGCAACAGCUUUAAAGAGUUGGCAUCACACAGCUAAGAAACAAAUCAAACACGGAAGAACCUCAGGAUCAACGACACCUUUCUCUAGCCGUCCAACUACACCUACACAUGGUUCUUCUCCAAUCCAUCUCCUCCGCAAUGUCCACAAACGAAGCAGAAGCGCCGAUGGAAGCUUCGCGAACACGCUAUCUCCGAAAAACUCUGACUUCGAUUCGUGGGGUCCUGAGCCUCAGCAAGAACCUUCUUCUUCUUCAUCUACAAAUCAUCAUUCUAGGUUUGGAGAAGAAGAUUCAGAGAAGAAGAUGCCCUCUUCUUCAUCUUUGGAGCUCCCUCCUGGACCUGAACAAAUUCGAACUCACCAGCAUGAGAUUAAUAUAAGCUUAAGGGAUUUUUCGUUUAAGGGAUGAUUUAUUUUUAUGUAUGGUUAUUAAUGAUUUGUAUAUAUGUUUAUAUGCAAACAGUGUUAUUGUACA